UCGAGGCUAAUUAUUUUGGCAUUUAAGUUGGUAUUUGAAUAAAAAUACUCGGUAUCUCAACAUGCAUGAGCUGAUGUUUCAAAUUUGAGUAGAACAAGACUCCAGUCAUUUUCACAAAUUUCUUGAAAGUUGGCAAGUAAGCUGUUAUUACGCGGCAUUUGAAGAAAAUGGUAGUGAAAAACCCAAUUAACUACUCGUCGGUGGUGAUCAUGUCUGUGACGUAUCAAACUUUUGCUCAGGGAAUAAGAACAUAACUGCAACGGAUAAAGAAAAUGUUCAGUGAUGAAUAUAGGCAUAUGGAAUUUGUAGCUUUUUCUACCAAUUUAAGUCCGCCCGGAUGAGGUUAGACUCGUCGAUUUGUUGUUUGAAUUCGAUCAACGAGCUAUCCUCCUAGCAAGGAUAACUCCUGUUUAGGCUCUACUCUGUUAAAGCGAUUUCAGGAAUACCCUCCUGCUGUUUGAUACACUUUCAGAAGGGCCUCUAAGUACUCCAAUUCAUUAAGAUAUAUCAAAAAAAGAAAUGGGCUAUUCUGAAAAGAAAUAUGGGGAAGACAAUCAAUGGGCAGGGUUUGUUGACGGUCAAAAUGUAAUUGGAAGAGGAAGAGAAAUACUUCUACAGGGCUUCAACUGGGAGUCACAUAAAUAUCAGUGGUGGCCAAGUUUGGAGCAAAAGAUCCCACAAAUUUCAAAAGCAGGAUUUACAUCUGUGUGGCUGCCACCUGCUUUUGAUUCCCUUGCACCCCAAGGCUACCUGCCCCGGAAUAUUUAUUCGCUCAAUUCUGAAUAUGGCUCAGAGUAUCAGCUGAAAAGCUUACUUAAAACAAUGCAAAACAAUAAUGUGAGAGCUAUGGCUGACAUAGUUAUUAAUCAUCGUGUUGGGAGCACUCAAGGAGCUGGAGGCCUGUAUAAUCGCUAUGAUGGAAUGGCAUUACCUUGGGAUGAACGUGCUGUCACUCGCUGUACUGGUGGACAUGGCAAUUGGAGCACAGGAGAUAAUUUCCAUGGAGUACCAAAUAUUGACCACACCCAGGAUUUUGUACGCAAUGACUUAAAAAACUGGUUACAAUGGCUCAGGAAAAGUGUUGGUUUUCAAGAUUUCCGAUUUGAUUUUGCUAAAGGUUUUGCAGCAAAAUUUGUGAAGGAAUAUAUUGAGGCAGCAGGACCAAUGUUUUCUGUAGGGGAAUAUUGGGAUUCAUGCAAUUACAGUCCUCCUAGCUAUCAUUUGGAUUAUAACCAAGAUAGCCAUAGACAGAGAAUAAUUGAUUGGAUUGAUAGUACUGGUGGGCUCUGUGCUGCGUUUGAUUUUACAACAAAGGGCAUUCUCCAGGAAGCAGUCAAGGGUGAGUGGUGGCGUUUACGUGAUUCUCAAGGAAAGCCAGCUGGAGUUCUUGGUUGGUGGCCAUCAAGAGCUGUUACUUUUAUUGAAAACCAUGAUACAGGAUCAACACAGGGUCAUUGGCCUUUUCCAAGUAAUCAUAUUAUGGAGGGCUAUGCUUAUAUCUUGACACACCCUGGCAUACCAAAAGUCUUUUACGACCAUUUCUUCGACUGGGGAAGUUCAAUACAAGAUCAGAUUAUAAAGCUGAUGCAAAUUCGAAGGUCACAAGAUUUGCAUAGCCGAUCUUCUAUUAAGAUUUUGGAGGCUAGUGCCCAUGUUUAUGCUGCAAUGAUUGGAGAGAAAGUUUGCAUGAAAGUUGGUGAAGGAUCAUGGUGUCCAUGGGGCAGAGAGUGGAAGCUAGCUACUUCUGGUCAUAGAUAUGCAGUCUGGCACAAAUGAUUAUAAUUUUUGCAUAUACUUCUAGUAUGUAGGCACGUCUUGAAGUCAAAUAAAGUCCACUUCCAUUGAUAGAAAUCGAUCGAAGUGAAUCAUGUGGAGGCUGUCAAUCUAUAUUAAGAUAUGAACCUGUUGCUUACUUCUAAAAAAGCAAAACAUUGUUAUGCGACCAUCUUAUUUUGAAAUUUAUCUAGACAAGACAAAUAAAAGAAAAAAUAAAUGUCUAUUUUGGGACAAA
This is a messenger RNA of Cryptomeria japonica (Japanese cedar), 2011 nucleotides long. Its product is annotated as probable alpha-amylase 2. NCBI's taxonomy places the organism in Eukaryota, Viridiplantae, Streptophyta, Pinopsida, Cupressales, Cupressaceae. Gene Ontology annotation, molecular function: alpha-amylase activity; calcium ion binding. The coding region runs from base 520 to 1776 and encodes 418 amino acids. The transcript has 13 exons. The record is from RefSeq and is a predicted model, not a curated record. Gene Ontology annotation, biological process: carbohydrate metabolic process.